This is a messenger RNA of Vigna angularis (adzuki bean), 893 nucleotides long. RefSeq lists its product as uncharacterized. Lineage: Eukaryota; Viridiplantae; Streptophyta; Magnoliopsida; Fabales; Fabaceae. The record is from RefSeq and is a predicted model, not a curated record. Bases 71 to 739 code for a protein of 222 amino acids. The transcript has 2 exons.
AAGGCACUCAUCAUUUGCAUCACAUCUCAGAAAACCCUCAGAGGAGUUGAAACAAUCAAGAGAUUGAAUCAUGGCUUGCUGGUCUGCAGAAAAUGCCACAAAGGCCUAUCUCAGCACUUUGAAAAUGGGUCAAAAGUGCAAAGAGCCAGAUGUGGCUGAGUUCAUAUCAGCACUUGCUGCAGGAAACAAUGCACAACUGAUGGUUGUGGCAUGUGGUGGUGCAGCAGACUCCACCACGCUUGCAUUGGUUGCUGCUGCUCAUCAAACUGGCGGCCAAGUGAUUUGUGUUGUCCCUGGCCAUGAAGAGCUGAGAGCCUCAAAAGUUGCCUUGGGAGUGGCUUCUCAUGAAGUUCAAUUCAUGGUAGGAGAAGCUCAGGAGCUUCUGUUAAACCAAUACGAUCAGGCAGCAGAUUUUGUUCUCAUUGACUGCAACCUUGAGAAGCACGAAGAGAUUUUGAAAGCAGUUGAAGAGGGUAGGAAGGAAAAUGGGACGGUGGUCGUGGGGUACAAUGCAUUUAGCUGCAGAAAGUCUUGCUUGGCAUGUGGAUCAAAAACACAGCUUCUUCCCAUAGGAGAAGGUUUGCUAGUGACUAGAUUUGGAAUGACUGAAACAAGUCCAAAGUAUGGAAGCAGAAUGGGAAAAUUCAAAAGCCGAUGGGUUGUAAAGGUAGAUAAAUGCACAGGCGAGGAACAUGUGUUCAGAGUCAGAUCUCCUCACAGGAAAGUCAUCCAAGCUUAAUCAUAUGCAUCAAUAUAUAUACUGCUAAAUUCACCAUUUUGUUCUUAGACAAAUGAGUGCUAAAUCUUGCUUCUGAUAUGAAGCACCGUAGGAAUUAGUAAGUACUAUUCUACAAUGUAUAUACCAAAUUAUAAACAUAAUUGUUUUGUAAACA